AUGCUCUCAAAUCAUUUACCAUCAUGGAUCAUCAUCAUCACAAUAUUCCUUAAUAUUCGUUCAUCAUCAUCAUCAUCAUCAUUAUUGAUUGAAAACAUCAAACCACCACCAGCAGAAGCAGCAACUAAUCCCGAUGAGAUAAUCCUAAAUUCUACACGUACACAUUAUCAAAUAAUCGAUUCGGAUUUGGCUAAAAAUGAUCCAAUCAGUCGUAUUGAAAUUAUAUUCGAUACACCAGUAUUUCAAUAUGAAAAUUUAAUACUUGAAUGUCGUUAUCGAUUGAAUGUGGAUAAAAAAUUAUAUUCCAUCAAAUGGUAUAAAGAUGAUGAUGAAUUUUUUCAAUACAUGCCCAAUGAUUAUCCCAAAGUUCAACAUUAUAAUAAUAAAAUCAUAACGACAAUGCCCGAAUAUGAAAUUGGUUACAAUUCAUUUCGUUUAUUAUUACAAAAUAUUAAUAUAGAAUAUCAGGGAAUCUAUUCAUGUGAAUUGUCGACCGAUGCUCCAGAAUUUAUGACAUUUAAAGAUUAUAAACUACUAGAGGUUUAUGUUUUGCCGAAUAAAAGUCCACGAAUCAGUGGUAAUAAAUUGAAUUUUUUGCUCAAAUCACGUAUCGAUCUGAAUUGUACAUCACCGAAAAGUAAACCAGUGUCCAUCAUACAAUGGUUUAUCAACGAUCAAUUGGCUCCAAACGACUAUCUUAUCAUUUAUAAUACGGUCAAUCAUACGGAUGGUUUACAAACACGUACGGUAAGACUUAAAUUCAUUGUAAAUGAAGAACAUUAUCAAUUAGGUCAUAUGAAAUUGGAAUGUGUUGCAAUCUAUAGGAAAUUAAUAAUUGGAGAGAAUGGUACAAUAGUAAGAAUCGAAUCAUCAAGUGUACAUCAUCAAGAAUCGUUAACACCGAAUGGACAACGACGAAAACCGGUAAUUUGGACACGAAGACCUAAUCGAUUUAAUACAACAACAUUAUCACCAAUAUUGCCAACACAAUCAUCAUCAUCAACAACAUCAUCAUCUUUACUAGCGUUAUCAUUAUGGUAUAUGGUUUAUAUGGCAACCAUUUCGAUUAUUAUCAAUAGCAACAAUUAUUAUUAUGGCUAAUUUUUUUGGUCGCCAACAACGACAACCAAGAUUGAGCAUCUCUCUCUUUCUCACUCUAUCAA
Dermatophagoides pteronyssinus (European house dust mite) is the source of this 1163-nucleotide messenger RNA. RefSeq lists its product as uncharacterized. The record is from RefSeq and is a predicted model, not a curated record. NCBI's taxonomy places the organism in Eukaryota, Metazoa, Arthropoda, Arachnida, Sarcoptiformes, Pyroglyphidae.